Cololabis saira (Pacific saury) is the source of this 7057-nucleotide messenger RNA. RefSeq names its product mitogen-activated protein kinase kinase kinase 10 (gene map3k10). The coding region runs from base 1415 to 4750 and encodes 1111 amino acids. Gene Ontology annotation, molecular function: JUN kinase kinase kinase activity; protein binding; ATP binding. The record is from RefSeq and is a predicted model, not a curated record. Gene Ontology annotation, biological process: positive regulation of apoptotic process; protein phosphorylation. Lineage: Eukaryota; Metazoa; Chordata; Actinopteri; Beloniformes; Belonidae. The transcript is spliced from 12 exons.
CGGACGUGGAGAAACUUGCAUGUUGCGACUAUCCACAUGAUUGAAAGAUCAGCGGCAGCGCCAGCGCUCCCUCCCGCAGAUCCGUGAACGCCACACCGGUGUGUUUGGAUGCAAACUCAGCCUGGCUCAGACUGACAGCUCGCAGCUCCAAAUGUUAACGCGUUUUUAGUGUUAAAGGCCUGUCUGAGCGCGAUGGACCCCCGGACAGCCGGCUGAGAAGCACCAGCACGGACUCUCGGGAGAUUUUUAAUCUGUCGCCAAAUUAGGUUAUGGAUUUUAAUGGUCCUUACUCGGAUGCAAACCAUACGCCCAUGCGACGAUGUCAGUGGAUGUUGCUACUCUCAGUUUCCAGAGAAGAAGAGUUGGUCGUCCAGGCGGCCACUAGUCUCCAUCACCAGGCCGCUGCGCAGACACGGAGUCUGCGCGUUUGCAGCGCGCAGACCGGGCUGGAUGUUGAACAUGAUGGUGCCCCUUCACGGAUCUGUACUGAAUACCUGCCACCCAGCCAUCGGCGUGUCUCCCUAAGUCCUCAGCUGUCUUAAAUCGGACGGAGCCUUUUGGUGAAAGUCUAUUCAGGGAUAGUUGAAUAGGCUCACGAGUGGCCACGGGUAUGGGAUUUAUCCUGGACCGGCUUGUCGGGAUGUAAAGGAAUAUCCGCGGAUAUUUCCACACACAACAUGCAAGGAAAAACUGGCCCAUAUUUACGGAUAUGGCUGGCGGGGGAGGUGCACUGACUCCGGGCUGGAUGAGAAAUAAUGAGAACCCCUGCACAGAGGAUUUCACUCGGCUCAUACACAGACUGCGGUUUUUAUUGGCAGCCUAAUAGUUCAUUUUCCACAGCCUACUAAAAUUAAUCUGACAAUCAGCUGUUGUUUGAUUGUAAUCUCAGCGGCUGGUGAAGCUGUGUCUGGUCUCUCACACAAAAGCCAAUAAUGAAAAAUGAACACUAUUAACUUGUAUUUAUUUUCUCCCAGACUUUGAUUAGAACAUAAUUGCAACACAAAAACAUUAGUAUAUAUGUAACUGUUUUAAUAAUUGUUGGCUGCACUUGAUGAGUGACAAGGAUAUCAAUGUCACAACUUGAAGGCAUCUUUAUUUGAAAUAUUUCCAAGCACCUGCUGCUUUCUAGACAGACACACAAGACUCAUUUGUGAAGAGUCAAGUUGGUUUUCAUGGAUGUGGUCUGAGUGUCAUAGUUUGAGCUGAUAUACACAGUUACUGAAGGAACUUGCCUUUUGGGAAUACAUGUUAUUUAGACACUGUGUAGGAACAGCACAGGGGCAGCAGGUGACAGAAUUAGUAAAAGAUUCAGCAGCGCCAUGUGGUAAUGAGGGAGAGCCGGUCUUUGUGCCUCUGAUCCCCACUCCUCUCCUCAGGUGGUUGAGGGCACCUUGUCAGACUCAAUGGGCCCUGCAUGGAUUUUGUGUAUGAGUUGGCAGAAGGCAGGCCUAUAGCGUCAAACAGCAGCCGGGCUGCUAUGAACCCGUACGGUAGGGCGAGCAGUACAGCUGCCCCCCUAUCCUGCACCAGCUGUGGGGGCUGCUGCUCGCCGCCUCCCCCCUGCCUCAUUCCCCCAGGGACCCCUUUUUCUACUAGCUCCUCGUCUUCAAUGCCCCCAAAUAUAACCCCUCCACCACCAAUGUUUCCUGCCCCAGUUGUGCAGGUGGAAAAUGGUGGCAGCUGGAACUCCUCCACCAUCUCCUCCUCUGGCUCUCCAGACUCCUACUCUGGUCACAGAUGCGGGGCAAACAAUCCCAACCCCUACUGGACGGCGGUGUUUGACUAUGAGGCCACAGCAGAUGAGGAGUUGACCCUGAAGCGUGGGGACCUACUUGAGGUUCUCUCUAAAGACUCAAAAGUGUCAGGAGAUGAGGGCUGGUGGACGGGAAAGAUUCAAGACAAGGUGGGUAUCUUUCCAAGCAACUACGUCACAAGGGGAGACACGGCCAACUACCAACAGCUUACCGCAGGUGGGGUGGGUGAAAGCCCCUUAGAAGUUGACUUUUCAGAACUUCGCCUAGAGGAAGUGAUAGGAGCUGGUGGGUUUGGGAAGGUGUACAAAGGACUCUGGCGCGGAGAGGAAGUAGCUGUAAAGGCCGCAAGACAGGACCCAGAUGAAGACAUUAGUGUGACUGCUGAAAGCGUGCGGCAGGAGGCCAGGCUGUUCUGGAUGCUCCGGCACCCCAACAUCAUUGCCCUCCGCGGCGUCUGCCUACGCGAGCCCAACCUUUGCUUAGUGAUGGAGUACGCCAGAGGAGGAGCUCUGAACCGGGCCCUGGCUGGAAAGAAGGUCCCCCCGAGAGUUUUGGUGAACUGGGCGGUCCAAAUUGCAACAGGAAUGGACUACCUCCACAACCAGGCAUUCGUACCCAUCAUCCACAGAGACCUCAAAUCCAGCAAUAUCCUCAUUCUGCAGCCGGUGGAACGGGACGACCUGAGUGUGAAGACCCUGAAGAUCACAGAUUUCGGUCUGGCCCGGGAGUGGCACCAGACCACAAAGAUGAGUGCAGCAGGGACCUACGCCUGGAUGGCCCCGGAGGUCAUCAAGCUCUCCCUCUUCUCCAAGAGCAGCGACGUGUGGAGUUUCGGCGUGCUGCUCUGGGAGCUGCUGACCGGAGAGGUUCCUUACCGCGAAAUAGACGCGCUGGCGGUGGCUUACGGCGUCGCCAUGAACAAGCUGACCCUUCCCGUCCCUUCAACCUGCCCUGAACCUUUUGCUCAACUGCUGGGAGAGUGCUGGAGUCCCAACCCCCACAGCAGACCCUCCUUCACCAGCAUCCUGAGGCGACUCAUGGCCAUUGAGCAGUCGGCCAUGUUUCAGAUGCCUCUGGAGUCUUUUCACUCCUUACAGGAAGACUGGAGGUUAGAAAUCCAGCAGAUGUUUGAUGAGCUCAGGACCAAAGAGAAGGAGCUCAGGUCCUGGGAGGAGGCGCUGGCUCGGGCGGCAGAGGAGCAGAAGGAGCAGGAGGAGCAGCUGAGGAAGAGGGAGCAGGAACUGGCGGAGAGGGAGAUCGACAUUGUAGAACGAGAGCUGAACAUUAUUAUCCACCAGAUGUACCAAGAGAAACCCAGCGUGAAGAAGAGAAAGGGCCACUUCAAGAAGAGUCGACUACUGAAGCUGGGCAGAGACAGCAACUGUAUCAGUCUGCCCUCUGGAUUUGAGCAUAAAAUCACGGUGCAGGCAUCACCCAGUGUGGACAAGAGGAAGAACCAGGGCAGUGAGAGCACCACCCCACCUGCCAGCCCAGGGGUCAUUCCUCGCUUGCGAGCCAUCAGAUUGACACCAAGCGACGGCAGCAAGACGUGGGGUCGCAGCGCUGUAUGUAAGAAGGAAGACCUGACGACCAACAAGAAGAAGGGACGCACGUGGGGGCCGAGCUCCACCCACCAAAGAGAGCGAGUCGGUGGGGAGGAGAAGUUGAAAUCACUUGGUGAGGGAUGUAAAGUUUACUCCUCAAGCGCACCAAAUCUGGGCAAGUCGCCCAAGCAUGCACCCAUGACAGCCGGCUUCUCCAGCCUCAAUGAAAUGGAGGAGUGCUGUGAGUUUGAGGAAUCGCCAGGGUCUUUGCAGCCCUCGGAGACGAGCAGUAAUGGGGGACUGGAAGACUCGGGGUCCCUGUGGGGCAGCCUGGGGCCCAACAUGGGGCCUGCCGCUGCUGGCAGCAUCAUCUCCUGUCCGGCGUCUGGAGGCCUCGGGGCGGGCGUGAGCUACCAGGAAUCGGCUCGUCGCUGCAGCCAGAGGAAGAAGAGCGAUAUGCUGCUGUUAGGUUGUGCCUCUCUGCUUGCCUCCAUCGGUCUGGGACAAGACCUGCUGCAGCUGGGAAAACUGCAGGUUCUUCAGGAUGAGCAGGAGCUCAGAGAAGAGCAGCGGAAGAAGAAGGACAGUCUGUUCCAGCGAGCGGGUCGUUUACGUCGCAGCACCUCUCCUCCCAGCAGAAACCUCUCCCUGUCUCUCUCCAGACAUCACGACUCUGGGCUGGCGUGCAUGGACCCGUCUCCCUCUGUAACUCUCCUCUCUCUGUCCUCUCUGUCUGACUGCAACUCCACCAAGUCGCUCCUCCCCUCCGACUCGGACGAGUGCGCUCUGACCCCGAUGACCAGGGUCAAAAUGCCGCCGGCGCCUCCGGCUUCUGCUCUCAACCCACUGUUGGACCUUCGGGCCGAGAGCUUCAAGAAAGAGCCCAACCAGUCGCUCACGCCCACCCAUGUGUCUGCAGCCAUGGCUCUGAACAGAGGGCACAGACGCACCCCUUCAGACGGGGCCAUACGACCCCGGGCCCAGACUCUGGGACACCGCAGGACGCCGUCAGACGGGAGCAUGCCCAUGCCUCCUCCACCAGGAGCACCGCCCUUCACAGCAGGCAAAGGUACACAGGACACAUUGGACAUCCCUCGACUCCCUGACCCCUUCUCCGUUUUCCCAGUUCCCCAUCGGCGUAAAGCUCCUGCUCCCCCCAUCCCCGACCCGGAUCCCCUCUGCCUCAUCAACCCCCUGGAGAGGCCUAAGACACUGGAGUUUGCGCCCCGGCCCCGGCCCACGCCAGCGCGGAUAAGAGCCGAUCCCCGGAAGCUGGGCUCUCUGUCCCGGACGCUGAGCUCGUCCCCGGGCAGCAGCUGUGACAGCCCCCUCGGCUCGGGCGACAGCAGUGCCAGCGCCACGCAGCCCAACCUGAUGGACAUGGACAUGGAGGGCCAGAAUCAGGACCCCACAGUUCCUCUGUGUGGACAGCUGCAGCCUGCUGCUCUGUGAGGACAACAGUACUCGUAGUGAGGGGAAAAAACUAAACGAAAAACAACAUUUUUAAGUCUACUUUUUUCUUUUGCAUUCGGGACAUGAAAAGAAUCUGGAAUACCUGAUGAUGUCUGAGCCGAGAAAAGUGCAUUUGAGGAAGUUUGCAAAAACAACCACCUACUCGUCAUGUUUUAGGUACUUAAUGGAAGCCACUCCUCCCAUGUGUCCUAAGAAGGUGUGAAACCCCAAAAGCAUUACCGAGUAGUACUCUCUAACCUGCACAACACUGAAGCUCCAGGAGGCCUUUUAAAAGCCUUGUAGCGCUCUUGUCCAACUAUCUAACCUCCACUUCACCCCUCUUUCCCUCCUCGGAGGCCAUCUGCACCUGCUCCUUAGACCAGCUGAUAUUUCCUUCAAAAGCCAUUUAAGUACUUAAGGAAGCCAAUUUUUUGACUUUGCUAACUGGUCAUUUCAGUCCACUUGCUUCUGUUUUUCGCUCGUCUGUGCAGCUUUUCCGCUUAAAGGACAUUUGUAGUUCUGGACAGUCUAUCCAGAAGCUGGACUGCUUGUGAAUAGACUGCCCGUCUUAAUUUGCACAUCAUUUGUCCCAAAGUGCACAAACAUUUACCAUAAACUCUCCUCCAUCAGCUCUGCCUACAUCCUCACCCGUGUCCUCUCUCUUGUGUGGCACGCAUCAUCUUCGCUCCAAAAUCGAGACAGGAAAGCCUUUUUCUCUCAUUAUUGCUGGACUGGUUAAACCUUCAACCUUGUACAGUUAAAGAAACACAAAACAACAGGAUUUAUUUUCUCAGUGCUUGCAACCUGUUAGCAGAAAUGUGGUUUUAUCGGUUUGGCAGCCCAGGUGUGUUUUCUCUUGGUGUGACUGUGCAUACUGUAUAUUAGAUUACACGUGUGGAUGAACAAAGUGGGUCCAUUUAUGUGUGUGCUGGUGCUUUUUAUUUCCAGUGCAUGUUGUUUUACUUGUGAUUGCUUUGCUGUACGGUUUGUGCAGCGUUUAUUUCAAGGCUGCUGCACAUGCUCCAAUGUUUGUCUUGUUUAGAUGAAAACAUUCCUCUCUUGCCGUCAGUAGCACGUUGCAUGGAUCCCUCUCUCAUGCCACUGAAACCAAUGCAGAAUAGAAAACAGGCUACCUGAUUUCAACAACAACCUCAUGUUCUCGUAUUUUGAAACUUCAUCUCCUCUGACCUGCUGUCUCCAGCAUCAGUGACACUUUUAAGAGCAGCGUUACAGUAUGUGACUAGUUGGACUCUGUGGACUCAAAGCCACGGCUGACCAGUUGGCUCUCCUCUCCGAAGCUGUUUCCAUACAGCGGACAGCUUGCUGGCUGCAGAUGGCAUUUGCUUGACUGUGCAAACUUCUCUAGGUUAGUGCGCGUGUGAAAGAGAGAGUGGGUUUUGAGUGUGCGUAUGUGUGCGUUAAUAUUUGUAUGGGAUCACGACAAUCCCGUUGGUAGAAGAGUGAGCCCAAACUCAUUCUCUUUGUGCGGUUAAGAACACUGAGUAUUUAUUGACUAUAUUGUUAUUGUGGGAAAGGAUUAAUUAUUAUUUUAAUUUUCUUCCUGGGAUAUGUGUAUAUAUUUGUUAAUAUAGGAGGAAAAUCCAAGGAAAACCCGGGAAACUCCUUAUUGGGAACAUCCAUGUUGUCUUCAGUCCCAAACCUAUGACACGUCUGGGUUCAGUGAGGAAUCGGUGUGAAAUGUUAUGAAUGAAAGACAAAUAAAAAUCAAAGGAAAGAUGUUCCAGUACAUCUGGUUUUAUUAUUGCUUGGGCUCAAAUAAUAUCAGAUUAUGCAGUGAAAGGGCUCUGUGACUCACAUCAUUUCUACUCGAGGUGGAGUGCGAACUAAAGUUCAGUGAUUUUAAAGCUCAGGGUCUCCAGAUACAUCAGAGUAGUUGUGAGACUAAUAGAAAGAUUAUUUUGAUUAUUAAUUAAACUCAAACUAAAAACAGCUGUAAAACUUUAGCAAAUAUCCUUUUUUUGCGUGUGACGCAAUAUUUCUUUUGGUCACACUCUUGAUUAGGGGUCAGUAUCCUUUUUGCAAAAAAUGUGUUUUUUUAACGGUUCAGACUUGAGCCAACAUUUAUAAAGGUACACUACUGCACAACGGAUGUUCAGAGGGCUCCUCAGGUCCGAGUGAGUGAAUGAUGAUACUUAACCUCUUAAACCUUGCUUCACAAGAUCCUUCUGUAAUAUCAGUUGAGGUUAAAUUAGAAAGGCUAAAAGAAAAUGGAAACUAAUAACGAGUUAAACAGUGUAAGCUGUGAUAACAGCCUGAGAAAAUAGAGUGAAAUCAGAAAUGGUACUG